[Candida] anglica is the source of this 2634-nucleotide messenger RNA. Lineage: Eukaryota; Fungi; Ascomycota; Pichiomycetes; Serinales; Debaryomycetaceae. The record is from the annotation of a GenBank genome assembly.
AUGCUGGGAAUAGGAGAUGGGUACAGGCCCACGUUAGUUUUCCCCACAUUAUCGGAGUCUGAUCUUGAUCAACAAUGUAUGAAAAUCAUUGAUAAUUUUGGUACUGCCACCAGUUUAGAUGACUUGAAUGCCGUUUUACAAGAAAUCAAUGUUACUACUGGAGCCAUAGAUAAGUCUCUUAAUCAUAAAACUAUAGUGGAACUGAGAAGAUUUCAACAUGAACUUUCUGGAAUUGAACUUAAUCGAGCAAAACUUUCCAAUGCCACUGUAAAUUCUGAUCAAUUAUCUCAAUUAUUAUCUUCAGCAAAUGAUUUAGGUAAUACUUUAACAUAUAAAAUUAAAACUCUUGAUCUGGAGAUUCAAAAAGUAAAGGAAACUUUGGACUUUGUUACCAAUAUUCAAACUUUAAAGAAUAAUAUCAAUCAGGCAAACUAUGCAUUGGAACAUAAGAAUUGGACAUUAGCGGCUCAAUGUAUUCAUAAUGUACAUUCUAAAGAAUUCGAGGAAAUCAUUAAUGGGAAAUUUGCAUCGGUAGUAAUACCAUCCACUGACAUCCCAGAGCUACCACACGUAACUCUUGGUCAAUGGAAAGAACAAUUAUCUAAAGAAUUUGAACGAUGUUUCAAUGAAGCUGCAAACCAAAGGAAUGUUCCAGAAAUUACUAAAUAUUUCCAAUUAUUCCCACUUAUAGAUAGAGAAGAAGUAGGACUUACAUGUUAUUCCAAAUUCAUUUGUCUGAUUGUUGCUGAUACUCUGAGGUCGUUGGUUGGAUCUAUAUCUAGAUCAGGAAAUGAAUCACAAACUGGGAUAUAUUCCUCAGUAUCACUGCAACUAUUUGAAAGCAUCUCGAUGAUGUUAUCACAACAUGGUCCCAUGAUUAAAAAAUAUUAUGGAUCAACCUAUCCUAAUGCCUUGGUAUAUGUUCUUGGGAAAAUUCAAACAGAGAUUGAUUCUCAAAUUGGAUUAAUUGGUGAUACUUUUUAUGAUAUGAGAAGAAUUGAUAAAGUACUUCAAGAUAUUCAAUUGUAUCAAUUUCCUAUUUUAACUCGCCGACUUCAAGAAUUUAAGACAGAUUCAGUAGUCAUCGAUUAUAACCAAGGUAAUGAUCUUGAUUAUUCCGAAGAAACUGUUUCAGUGUUGACAGUUGGGGAUUAUAUGGAAGAAUUAGCAUCAAUACUUCAUUAUUGGGCAUUAUAUUGUAAAUUUAUUACCUCAAAAUAUUUUACAUCAUCUUCUUUAAACCUUGAAAAUGGACUUAAAUUACCAAAUUUAAUUAUGAAUUCAAAUUUCACUGCAAAAAUUCAAUCCAAAUUUCAACCUUCAUUUGAAAAAAUGUACAUGUAUUAUUUCAAUCGUUCAUUAGAAAAGGCCAUAAGUAUCGAGGAAUUACCUCCUCUUGAACCAUAUUUGAGUCCUUUAGUUACAACAUUCCCAGAUCAAGCACCAUGCUCAUCGGUAAUCGAAGAUGUUACAUUGGUUCUUAAUAAUACCCUUAGAUGUACUAUUGAUACUUCUCAACCAUCAUCAGUGAAACGUUUUGUCACUGAAGGUUACAAAAUUAUAUUAAAUGAUCUUAUUGCUGGUUAUUUCAUGAAAAGUUUACGUGAUAAUCAACCAAGAUAUAAUUCAUUAUUACAAUUAAUUCAACCUGGUUCAUUAAAUGGUGGAAUGAAUAAUGGGGCCACCAAUAUUAAUAGUUCAACUGGCUUAAAUAGCCCAGGCGUCACCAGAAGUAGUACACCAGCUCCUGAUGCUGGUAGUGGUGGAAUGGGAUUUUUCAAAGGUGCUUCUAGUGCGCUUGGAUCAGUUGUUGGAACAGGUGUGACAUCAGUGGUCAAUAGUGCUACUGCUGUACAGCAAAAUCCUAAACUUUUAAAUUUCAUUUUGAUACUUAAUACAGUUGCCAUGGGACAGGAGUAUUUUACCAAAAUCAUUCAAAAUAUUACAGGACAUCCUGAAUAUCUUAAAAAUAGUUUCCCAUUUGGUAAUGAUAAAAAUAAAAUUGAACAAAUUCUUUUAGAUGAAUUCUUGAAUCCAUUUACCACCACUACAAAUAAAUUGAUUCAAGAAAAUUUAAUUGUUCUUUAUAAUCAAGCAAUCAAGAGUAACUUGAUUAAACUAGUUGGGGACUUUUUACCAGAGUCUUCACCUUCAAGUUACUUGAUAUAUUCAUCAAGUGCAUUGAAUGAUACGUCAACUAUGUUAAAGCUUGCAACUUCCUGGCAAGCAUUGAUACGUCCAUAUAAGCAAACGUUACACAAAUCAUUAUUAUUCAAUAAACUUUUGAGACUUCUUGUGGUUAACUUAACUAAUUUAAUUGAAAAGAAACUCAUGUUGGUGUUGGAUAGAUUUAAAAUUAAUGAACUUGGUGCUCUUAAGUUAGAAAAGGAUUUAUCAUUCUUAAUUAAUGAAGUAUGUGAAGAUAAUUAUGAUUUAAGAGAAAAGUUUAUUAGAGUCACACAACUCGUGAUGUUGGUUGGAAUGGAUGAUGAUGAGUAUGAAAUGAGCUUGCAAUCUGGAGCAUCACAUGUUGAGCAAUUGGAUGAAGAUGACGAUGAUGAAAAUGAUUUACUGGGAAUUAACUGGGUGUUAACAUCCUUGGAACGUAAAAAGGCUAGAAAUUUUAGAGUAUAG